AUGGCCCCACGCGUCCACUACACCAGCAGUGCUGCUCGUCAAUAUGGCUCCUCCGAUAAACUCAAAUCCUGCACCGCGCACGCGUUCUCAAUCCGUUCGAUCGAACGUCAAGUCGUUCGUGCAUGGAAGCAUGUCACUCAUGCUGCCCGUCACCGCCAAAAUCGUAUAUCUACGCUUCCGUGUGACUUUGUCUACGUCACGGACCGUCGCCGUAGCGCAAUCAUAUACACCCCUUCCAUGCCACAUGUCAACUAG
Messenger RNA from Pleurotus ostreatus (oyster mushroom), 255 nucleotides. RefSeq lists its product as uncharacterized. The record is from RefSeq and is a predicted model, not a curated record. The coding region runs from base 1 to 255 and encodes 84 amino acids. The transcript is spliced from 2 exons. Lineage: Eukaryota; Fungi; Basidiomycota; Agaricomycetes; Agaricales; Pleurotaceae.